This is a messenger RNA of Megalobrama amblycephala (Wuchang bream), 2059 nucleotides long. Its product is annotated as cytosolic phospholipase A2 gamma-like. The record is from RefSeq and is a predicted model, not a curated record. The coding region runs from base 516 to 2018 and encodes 500 amino acids. NCBI's taxonomy places the organism in Eukaryota, Metazoa, Chordata, Actinopteri, Cypriniformes, Xenocyprididae. The transcript is spliced from 16 exons. Gene Ontology annotation, molecular function: calcium ion binding; calcium-dependent phospholipid binding. Gene Ontology annotation, biological process: glycerophospholipid catabolic process. Gene Ontology annotation, cellular component: nuclear envelope; nucleoplasm; cytosol.
AGAUGCAAUGAUAACUACAUGUUUAAACCUGUGGACUUUUCGAAAAUAAACUCUCUUAAAACACUUUUCACACUCUCUCUAGUUUAUUUAGAUGCAGAGGAGAAAGAAAGAAAGAAAGAAAGAAAGAAAUCUGUACCAGCAAAUUACAUGGAACUCUUUCCGUUCCCUGGAUUUCAGGUUUAUCACCUCCACCUCCCACGCUAGACUUUCAUAGUCCUAUAAAAGAUGCUCUUUUGUCUGAUCUGAGAGUCGACGGCUGCUGAGUUCCUACUGAUGAAGUCUCUAGAUUUUAUAAGCCUAUUCAAAAACAAUGAGUGCAUCCAAACCCCAGGAAAGUCUGUCUAAGCAGUGGUGAUGAGGUGAGAAUCGAACACUCUUUGAAUGAGAAAGAGAAGGAGUUUGUUGCCAAACGGAGAAAAUCUGUUCUAGAAAGCCUGCAGAAGCUUCAUAUAUACUUCAGUCAGGAUGAAGUCCCAAACAUUGCAUUACUGGGUUCUGGAGGAGGAGAAAGAGCCAUGGUGGCUUUGCUGGGAUCCCUGGUUCAGCUCCAGAAAACAGGUCUUCUGGACUUCAUCCUUUAUCUGAGCGGAGUGUCUGGAUCCACCUGGUGUAUGGCCUCCUUAUAUCAGGAAUCAGACUGGUCCACCAAACCAGAGACUGUGAAAGACAAGAUCAUCAAGAGACUCAGCAGUUCUAAAGUCAGCUGGAAAGAAGCAUUUGCAAAACUGAAGAAAUAUUACAAUGAGAAAGAUGAAAACAUAUUCAGCAUGACUGACAUCUGGGCAGUGAUAGUCGUCACGAUAUAUGUGAAAGAGAUAGACGAACACACACUCACAGACCAUUGGGACCAGCAGAGUACAGACCCGUUUCCCAUCUACACAGUGAUCGACAAGGAAUGCAAACAGAAAAAAGAUGGAGAUCCCUGGUUCGAGUUCACUCCAUAUGAAGCAGGUUAUUCCCUCACUGGAGCGUUUGUGAAAACCUCCAGCUUUGCCAGUCAGUUUGAAGAUGGCUGUAAGAUCGAGGACCAGCCUGAAAUUGACAUGCUGUACCUGCAAUCUCUGUGUGGCAGCGCUUUAGCUGAUGGAGAUGAGAACAAGAAAUUCCUCUGGGAACGAAUAAAAGAGUUCUUUCAUCAUUUCCUGCAAGAAAGAGAAAAAGGGAUGUUUGAGGAAAUAAAGAAAGGAGAUCCAAACUCCCCACCUGUAGAUGAAUGUUAUCAGGUGCUCAAGGAUCUGGUGGACAUGAAUCUCUCGGUUUUGAAUGGCAUUGAUCCGUCUGAUCUUGAUGUAUCCAUCAGAACAAAGCUGAACAAGCUCACUGGAGGCAAAAAUCAGCUGAUUUUUCAAGAGGAAAAACUGAAUCUCACUGAUAAAGAAGCUGCAAAGCGGUAUAUGAAACAAUACACUGAGGAUGUGUGUAAUGAUUUGAAUCAUUGCUUUCGUUUCUGGCCUGAAAAUAUUUGGAUAAGAACUGGCAUAUGCAUGGCUCAGUGGAAAUGGGGCAGGAAUUAUAACUUCCUCCACAACAUGAAAGAUGAAGAAGUGCCCUCCACUCUUCAGGAAACUGAGAUGAAAGACUAUGAAGAUGGUGGACUGUUGCUGAACUCACCCUACUUCUCAGUGCUGAGAAAAGAGAGAGACAUCAACCUCAUCAUUUCACAGGAUUUCAGUGAUGGUGAUCCUUUCAUGACGGUGAAGGAAGCUGCCAAGAGGUGCAAGGAACUAAAGAUCCCUUUCCCUGAGGUCAACAUUCCCAGUGAAGACGUAAAGAAACCGAAGGACUUCUAUGUGUUCAAAGGCCAAAACACUCCAACCUUGAUCCACAUCCCUCUCUUUAAUGUGGUCAACUGUGGAGAUGAUAUUGAGGGCUACCAAAAAAAAUAUCACACUUUUCAAGGUCCUUACAGCGCUGACAUGUUCACUGAUCUUAUGGAGGUCGCUGGAAAAAACAUCACAAACAACAAAGACAAUCUGCUGGAGCAGAUCCGCCUCGCCAUAGGGCCAAAAAUACACUAAUAAUGAAUAAUAAAUAUCAGUGGUGUGCAGCGUUCUGAAAA